Messenger RNA from Melanaphis sacchari, 1223 nucleotides. It is a transcript of the gene ste14, whose product is annotated as protein-S-isoprenylcysteine O-methyltransferase. The transcript has 5 exons. NCBI's taxonomy places the organism in Eukaryota, Metazoa, Arthropoda, Insecta, Hemiptera, Aphididae. Gene Ontology annotation, molecular function: protein C-terminal S-isoprenylcysteine carboxyl O-methyltransferase activity. The record is from RefSeq and is a predicted model, not a curated record. The coding region runs from base 272 to 1147 and encodes 291 amino acids. Gene Ontology annotation, cellular component: endoplasmic reticulum; membrane. Gene Ontology annotation, biological process: C-terminal protein methylation.
AAUAAUAAGUAGUUAUAAAUACAAAAUACUUAAAUACUUAAAUAUUAAUUAAUUAAUACCGUACGCCGGUAAGAUUCCAGAAACUCGGAUACGCGAUUGCUUUAUAUGAAUUAAUUUUUAUGAUUUUCAGAGUUCACCAACUACUGACUACUGAGUAGUAAGUAGUAUUGAGUACUAACUAUACUAGAAUACUACCCUAUUUGCGAAAAUGAUAAAAUGAAAAGCGUAAAGCUGUAGAUCAAUCACCACCUUUUGACUACAAAUUUGGAAAAUGAUUUCGAAAAAUGGUAUCGUUAGUGUUUAUGGUUUUUUACUGGGCUUGUCAGUCUUAUUUGUGUGGUUCUUACUCCAAAAUAGCGUCUUGCUAGAUACCUAUGUGGACCGUACUGUUGUUAACCCAUUUCAUUUAUUUAUCGUGUAUGCAGCUAUUUCUAAUGUCCUGGUACGUCUCAUCAACAGAGGUAUCACCUAUAAAGUAUGUGCCCAGGCUUUGUUCUUGGGUUUGGCCAUGGCUGCGGGAUUGUUGAUCUCAAUCCUAGCACCAGCUUCAUGGAAGCCUUUUGGAUGGUACAUAUGUGUGAUGGCCAUAUUUCAUUACUCCGAGUUCCUCAGCAUAGCCGUAUGUAAUCCUAAAACUCUAACGUCUUCAUCGUUUAUGUUGAAUCACAGUAUCGCAUAUGGUAUAGCUGCCACAACCAGUUGGCUGGAAUAUAUACUGUGGCAUUACUUCUUAAGUGAUAUGAAAACAAUUCAUGAAAUUAGUUACUUUGGACUUGUUAUGUGCGCUUUUGGUGAAACGUUGAGAAAAUGUGCCAUAUGGACUGCUAGAGAUAACUUCACGCAUUUAGUGCAACAAGAAAAAGCACAGACACAUACACUGGUCACUCAUGGUGUGUACUCGUGGUUCAGACAUCCUAGUUAUGUUGGAUGGUUUUACUGGUCCAUUGGCACACAGAUCGUCAUGAUCAAUCCUGUUUGCGUGGUAGCGUAUGCUUUGGCCAGCUGGAAAUUCUUCAAGGAUAGAAUUUACUACGAAGAAAUCACGCUUUUGAAUUUCUUUGGAGAAGACUACAUUUCAUAUCAAGAAAAAGUCGGAAUUGGCUUACCAUUCAUCAAGGGAUUUGUAGUGAUGCGUGACAAUGAAUAAGAAACAAAUGUUAACUGUUAUGCAAUUCCUAUUAAGUGAUUGAAAAUAAACAUCACAAAAACAUAUUAGACAACCA